CACAGCUGCCGUUGGCCGUUGUGUUCGUUGGCUGCGCUAUGUUGUAGCCGCGAUGGAGAAUCGGGUGGUCUCUCCCGGACCUUAUCGCGCCACCAAGCUGUGGAAUGAAGUUACUAAAUACUUUCGGGCACAAAUGCCACAAAAGAAACACAGACAACACUUUAGAAAAUAUGGAAAUUGUUUUACUGCUGCCGAAGCAAUCGACUGGCUUCAUGCAUUACUCAGGAAUAAUAUUAAUUUUGGUCCAGAAGUUACUAGGCAGCAAACUAUUCAGCUGUUAAGGAAAUUUCUUAAAAAUCAUGUGAUUGAGGACAUAAAAGGAAGAUGGGGUUCAGAAAAUCUGGACGACAAUCAUAACUUGUACAGAUUUCCUUCAGCUUCCCCUGUUAAAAUUUUGCCACGUCGAUAUCCAUUGAAAGAAACCCUGCAUAAUGUACCCAAAAAAACAGAAAGCAUGUUUAAAUUACCUCAGUACUCCAAGAGAACUCCUAAAAAACAUAACCUUCAGGAAUGUCAGAACAACAAAGAAAAUGUGAAAUAUGAAGAUGAUAAACAAUGGGUAGCGAAUGAUAGACAAAUAACUCAAGCAGAUAUAGAAGAAAUUUGGAGAAACAUUGUUAUGAUACAUUUGCAAACAAUUUUAGGUAUACCUUCUUUAGAACACAUCUUGCAUCCAGCACAAAUAAUUCCUCGCUACAUAAUAUAUAACAUGACUAAUACAACCAAACAUGGAGUUGUUUUUCUGCAAGAUAAAUCAGAAGAUUUUCCUCACUGGGUAUUGUCAGCUAUGAAGUGUUUGGCAAACUGGCCUAGAUGUAAUGACCUGAGUCAGCCAACAUACACGGGUUUUGAGCGAGAUGUGUUCAAAACAGUUGCUGAUUAUUUUCUUAGUCUCUCUGAACCUUUGCUUACUUUUCAGUAUUAUGAAUUAUUUGUGAAGAUCUUAGUUUUGUGUGGCUACAUCACAAUCCCAAACAGAUCCAGUGGAAAUGUUGGUAUCCAGAACGAUUUGGUACAUUCAAAACCUUGCCAUUUAAACUCGUUCAAGUCAACCGAAUAUCUUCUGCUAAGUUUGCUUCAGCGUGACACUGACAAAGAAGAUGAAUCUGAGACUUCUGAUAAAGGUUCUAAAAGGCAUUCAAAUGAAAUAGGAUGCAGUAUGAAUUUUCAGCACCAUAACAUGACUUGUAAAAGUGGUACUGUUCAUGUACAAAAAGGUGGCAGUUGUCAGAAUCUUUCACAACUGAAAAAUGAACAAGCUCUGCCUCUGAGGCUUAAGGCAAGGUGUCACUCUUUGGAGGGAAUUGCAGAUACAACCUCAAGCAAUUGUAGUAAACAAUUUUCUCGAUCUGGAAUACAUAUUGUGCCACUGACAAGUAAUGAGAACAAACUCUUGCACUGUGAGAGUAAACCAGUCUCUGCAUUGGAUCUAUGUUUGGAUAACAGUGAAAAACAGACUCACGGCUUCAAGGAAGUUCCUGCAUCAAGUGUUCCUGACCGAGAGAAAUCUAGUGGCAACCUGGAAUCAAAGCAACUUUGUCAGUCUCGGAGUCUAUAUGGAAUUAAAAACUCCAGACAGUGUGCCAUGCACGCUCCAGUUGCAGAGAUCACAGUUAAACCACAUCGAGUAAACCUUGGUCCCAAAACUCAAAGCACUAGCCAACUGGCUCUUAAAACAGGAAGUAAAUAUGUGGGUUCUGAUAUGGCCAUCAAAAAAAGAUUCCACAAAAGUGCAACACAGCUUUCAGAAUACAUGUUUUCUCCCAGCUUCUUUAUGCUGACUGGCAGAUCACAUUUGUUGCAGCCUCAUUUAGAAAGAGUUGCAAUCGAAGCUCUGCAGAUUUGCUGUCUAUUGCUUCCACCACCAAAUCGCAGAAAACUUCAACUUUUAUUGCGCAUGAUCUCUCGGAUGAGUGAAAAUGUUGAUAUGCCACGACUUCAUGAUUCAAUAGGCACUAGAUCUUUGAUGAUACAGACAUUUUCUCGAUGUAUACUGCGCUGUGAGAAAGAAGUGGAUCUAGAUGAGUGGCUUGCCAUAAGAUUAGUUUCCUUUCUAAUGGAUCACCAACAGGAAAUUUUAGAAGUCCCUAUAUAUUUACAAAUUGCAGUUCAAGAUCACAUUGAAACAUUAAAAACUACUCAGAUGGAAUGUCUUGAAGAAGAACUGAGCACCAUAUUUCCAAGUUAUUCCUAUUGCAUGAGGAUUACAUCUCAGGAAUUUGACGAACAGAAGAUUUCUGUAUCUCAGGCAGCAGUAGCUGAACUUUUGGAAAACAUUAUUAAAGAUAGAAAUUUAUCUCUGAAAGAGAAGAAGAAAAAACUUAAACAGUUCCAGAAGGAAUAUCCAGAGAUUUAUCGGAGCAGAUUUCCAACUUCGGAAAGUGAAGCUGUCUUGUUCGAUCACAAGCCUACAAUUAAACAGCCAAUACUUAGCUUGAGAAAGUCCAAACACGUUAGCAUGAAAAGUUAA
This is a messenger RNA of Notechis scutatus (mainland tiger snake), 2470 nucleotides long. RefSeq names its product DEP domain containing 1 (gene DEPDC1). The record is from RefSeq and is a predicted model, not a curated record. Gene Ontology annotation, cellular component: nucleus; transcription repressor complex. Gene Ontology annotation, biological process: intracellular signal transduction. NCBI's taxonomy places the organism in Eukaryota, Metazoa, Chordata, Lepidosauria, Squamata, Elapidae.